Molecule: messenger RNA, 314 nt
Organism: Paramecium octaurelia
Lineage: Eukaryota; Ciliophora; Oligohymenophorea; Peniculida; Parameciidae
Source: the annotation of a GenBank genome assembly
AUGAAGAACUAUUGGCCUUUUGAAUCAUGGGAGACAAAGAUUGAAUUAAUUUAAAAAUAAUCUUCUCAGCCAAAAGUAAUGGAUAAAACAAAUUUUAGUAUAAAUAUUCGCUGAUCUUGGUGGAUUAAUUUAUUUUGCAAAACCAUCACAGAGUCAACACAAAAUUAGAUGCAAUAUAGAAGAAUUUAAUUAUCAACUUAGAAUUAAAUCCACAAUUCUAAUUCCAAUUAGAAAAUUAGGCUAAGAGAUUUACUUAAUUAGUCAUUCUUCACUCUUUAGUCAAACUGGAUAAAUGGGGUUUACCUUUGAAUUGA